Bufo bufo (common toad) is the source of this 774-nucleotide messenger RNA. Its product is annotated as protein kinase C delta type-like. Gene Ontology annotation, biological process: protein phosphorylation. The record is from RefSeq and is a predicted model, not a curated record. Lineage: Eukaryota; Metazoa; Chordata; Amphibia; Anura; Bufonidae. The transcript has 7 exons. The coding region runs from base 1 to 774 and encodes 257 amino acids. Gene Ontology annotation, molecular function: protein serine/threonine kinase activity; ATP binding.
AUGGUGGAGCGACGAGUUUUCCAGCUGGCAUCUGGGAGUCCCUUCCUUGUCCACGCAGACUUUGCAUUUCAGACCAAGCUGCAUGUGCUGCUCGGCCUGGAGUACAUGAGCUGCGGGGACUUUUACACCUACCUACUGAUGAAGGACCAGCUUGACAUCCCCAGUGCAAGAUUCUAUGCCGCUGAACUCGUCUGUGGAAUCCAAUUCCUGCACUCAAAGGGCGUCAUCCACAGAGACCUGAAGCCCGAGAACAUCUUGGUGGCUGAAACGGGCCAUGUAAAGAUCACUGAUUUUGGUCUUGCACUUGUCAACAUGCAUGGAGACCGAACAGCCACUUCAUACGCUGGAACAAUCGGCUACAUAGCUCCUGAGAUGCUGGCUAGGAAGGAGUAUAACGCCGGAGUAGACUGGUAUUCUUUCGGUGUCAUCUUGAAAGAAAUGGUUACCAGUGAUUGUGCGUACCAUCAGACAAUCGAUGAUGCAUCCUCCGGCAUUAAGAACAUCAUUAGAAAGCUCCUUCGGAAAGAUCCUGCCAGACGCUUAGGAGUGAAUGGUAACAUCAGAAAGCACCGAUUCUUUCAGCGUAUGGACUGGGUCUCUGUGGAAGCCCUAGAGUUGCCUCCACCAUACACACCUGAGCCAACUGAACCUCAUCAUCGUCCUAAACCAUUCCAUCUGGACAAACUGGAGGCAGCAGAGGUCAGAACACCUAUUUCAGCAGCGGACCAGGCCUUGUUCGAGGGAUUUUCUUUUUGUCAACUUGGAAACCCUUGA